UCUGCAUUGGAGGGUAGUGCUUCGCAAUGGCUAUCCCAAGUGUGUUACGCCGAUAUAACCUGGCUCGAAUUCAAGGAAAUAUUUAUACAACGCUUUGACACAAAGGAAACACCAGCCGCAAUGUUUUUAAAUAUGCUGACAAAGCGACCGACUGAUGGCGAAUGUCUCGCAACUCAUGCAAGCCGUAUGGUCACAGAACUUACAACGAAGUGGCGUGAAAUGGAAACAGAAGAAAUCGCUGUAUCUGUGACUCUUGCAUUGCUGGCAAGCUUUGAUAACCGACUGCAGCGUUUAACUUUCACAUCGAAUGUUCAAUCCAGAGGAGAUUUACAGUCCGAAUUAAAAGCGUUCACUUUUAAUAAAAGGAAAAGCGGUUUUGUGGAGCAACAAACUGAGGCUCAUCCGAAACGACAAAAGCCAUUAUCGAUGGAGUGUCAUUUUUGCGGAAAAUUUGGACAUAAGAUGUUUGAAUGCAGACUCCGGAAACAACAACAGCAUGCAAGUAAUAAUGAACGACAUGACCGAUACGAUGAACAUCAACGUGGAAAACCAAAUGUAACGUGCUACAAGUGCGGAGAGCGCGGACACAUAUCUACCCAAUGUACGCAGAAGGAAUCUGAUAAGAAGACAUUCAUCCGGGAAAAGCGAGUGGAGCAGUGCAGCGUUGCAGUACCUAAGGGAUAUAUGAACCAUAAAGGCAAAAUUUUUGAAGUCACCUUUGAUUCCGGAGCAGAAUGUUCACUGAUGAAAGAAAAGAUAAGUACCACAUUUUCUGGUAAAAGAUUGAAUAAUAUUGUUAUGUUAAAAGGCAUAGGCAGUAAUGGGAUAUGUAGUACGGUACAAAUUCUAAGUAACGUUAAAAUUGACGAAAACUGUAUCGAGAUUUUGUUUUAUGUAAUUGGGGAUGAUCACAUGCAAAACGAUAUUGUCAUUGGUCGCGAAAUAUUAAAUCAGGGUUUUGAUAUUGCACUUUCUUCAAAAGAAUUUAAAAUUAUCAGAUCAAAAAUAAUUAAUUUAUGUACUGGUAGCGAGCCUGCCGAUAUUGAUACCGAGCUUGAAGGACAAGAUAAAAUAAAACUUAAUUCAUUAUUGUCAAAGUACUCUAAUUGUUUUAUAAAAGGUAUUCCAUGCACUAAAGUUAAAGUUGGCGAAAAGAAAAUUAGGUUAAUCGAUCCAACUGUUCAAAGAAGGCCCUAUAGAUUAAGUCCAUGCGAGCGAGAUUUAGUCCGAGAAAAAAUUAAUGAGCUGUUGAAAUGCAAUAUAAUAAGACCAAGCUGCUCACCUUAUGCAAGCCCUAUAUUGUUAGUAAAAAAAAAAGAACGGUUCUGA
Molecule: messenger RNA, 1329 nt
Organism: Drosophila santomea
Lineage: Eukaryota; Metazoa; Arthropoda; Insecta; Diptera; Drosophilidae
Exons: 1
Coding region: 121-1329 (402 amino acids)
Molecular function (GO): zinc ion binding; nucleic acid binding
Source: RefSeq, a predicted model, not a curated record